AUUCCUUACGCUGGCUCGGAGGCGCACAUGCACGAUGUCCUCGACGAAGUGUGCAGCCAGAUGGACAAUUACGCACAGGCGACACACAAGGAAACGGAGAGCUCAUCCUCGUGAAUCUCAGCAAGGACGUUGACAAGCUGAGCACUUACCAAGUUGUCCCUGACCCCACUGCUAAUGGAAAAAUUCGGCAGCUCUGUGAAGAUAUGAUUGGGGAGUACGAAGACGAUUACAUGCGAGUUUUCUCAAAGCACAAGAUAAGGGUGGAGCCCCAAGCCUUCAGGUUGCUUUGUGAAAACAACAAAGAAAUUUGCGGAGAAAAGGCGAAGGAAGAGCUGUAGCUGCCAUUCUACACUUCACUGUCACUGCCAUGUGUGCAGGCCCACGUGAUGGUAGAACUUUUCAAGAACUUCAAAAAAAAAAUUUU
Molecule: messenger RNA, 424 nt
Organism: Rhipicephalus sanguineus (brown dog tick)
Lineage: Eukaryota; Metazoa; Arthropoda; Arachnida; Ixodida; Ixodidae
Exons: 3
Source: RefSeq, a predicted model, not a curated record